GCCGUUUCCGAGCCCUCACCGAGCCGCUCGCCCGGCCGCUCUAUAUCAUCACCCCCGACCUCACAGCUCAGCUCACACUUGUCACUCGCAUCGAGCCGCUCCAGCUCGCGUCAGCAGCUAGCUAGCCAUGGCGUCCUCCGAGGCCGCUGCGCCGUCCGCCGGCGAGCCCGCGCCGCGCGUGGUGGACGAGUGCCGGGGCGUGCUGUUCGUGUACAGCGACGGCACCGUGGCGCGGCGCGCGGCGCCGGGGUUCGCGACGCCCGUCCGCGACGACGGGUCCGUGGAGUGGAAGGACGCGACGUUCGACGAGGCGCGCGGGCUGGGGCUCCGGCUCUACCGGCCCCGGGACUGGGAGCGGCGCGCCGGGCGGAGGCUGCCGGUGUUCUUCUACUACCACGGCGGCGGGUUCUGCAUCGGGUCCCGCGCCUGGCCCAACUGCCAGAACUACUGCCUCCGCCUCGCCGCGGACCUCGGCGCGCUCGUCGUGGCCCCGGACUACCGCCUCGCGCCCGAGCACCGCCUCCCCGCGGCCGUCGACGACGGCGCGGCCGCGGUCCUGUGGCUCGCGGCGCAGGCGCGGGGCGGCGGCGGCGACCCGUGGGUCGCCGAAUCCGCGGACCUCGCCCGCGUGUUCGUCUCGGGCGACUCCGCGGGCGGCAACAUCGCGCACCACCUCGCCGUGCGGUUCGGCUCCCCGGCCGGGCGCGCGGAGCUCGCGCCCGCCGCCGUCCGCGGCUACGUCCAGCUCAUGCCCUUCUUCGGCGGCGCCGAGCGCACGCGGUCGGAGGCGGAGUGCCCCGACGACGCGUUCCUCAACCGGCCCCUCAACGACCGGUACUGGCGCCUGUCGCUGCCGGAGGGCGCCACGGCGGACCACCCCGUCGCGAACCCGUUCGGGCCCGGCGCGCCGGCGCUGGAGGGCGUGGAGAUCGCGCCGACGGUGGUCGUGGUCGGGGGCCGCGACAUCCUCCACGACCGCGCCGUGGACUACGCGGCGAGGCUCAAGGCCAUGGGGAAGCCCGUGGAGGUGCGGGACUUCGAGGGGCAGCAGCACGGCUUCUUCACCAUCGACCCCUGGUCCGACGCCUCCGCCGAGCUCAUGCGCGUCAUCAAGCGGUUCGUCGACUCGGACGGCCGGUUCGACUGAACCGGCGCGAACAUACCUAGCCGCGUGCUAGUACCGGUCCAGGACUCGCCGGACCAGCAUUAUUGUGUCAUCUAUGGGUGGUAAAGAGCUGGAUAAUCUAAGAAUCGGACUGGGCUAAUCCUACAUAAUUUUAAGCUAAAAAUAUAUAACGAUUAAGUUGGACUGUGAAGAUACUAUUAGGGCUAUGAUUCGUUAUCACCGUCUAUUUCCCUGAUUUAAUUUAAUAAGUUAAUUUGUACUCCAUAUUUCCGUGAAGGGCGAGCUGAAAUCCACGAGAAUCAUGGUGGAAAAUCCACGCAAAAAGACAUCAUCUUGAUUGGAGUCUAGCUCUACCGUCAAUCUAGAGAGACCAAAAAUGGAUGUCUAGCUAGCUUGCAUUGUGGCAUGCAUCUGGUGAAUGUUAGUGGUGGUUCGUGAGUCGAAAUCAAUGUAGUUUGGGCAUAAUUGCCAUUGCUUUGUGUUAAUGUUCUUUUUAUAUU
Messenger RNA from Panicum hallii, 1626 nucleotides. Its product is annotated as probable carboxylesterase 15. Gene Ontology annotation, molecular function: hydrolase activity. The record is from RefSeq and is a predicted model, not a curated record. Lineage: Eukaryota; Viridiplantae; Streptophyta; Magnoliopsida; Poales; Poaceae. The transcript has a single exon. Bases 128 to 1147 code for a protein of 339 amino acids.